GGCAGAUGGGCUGAACUAAACGAUGACCUCACUUCAGCCUUCGUGCAUUUAUCCUGAAGUCCCUGUUAGUUUGAUGCUAUUGUGGUUGAACUUUCUUCGAGCAAUUUUUACGUAUUGGGAUAAACCAGCUCUUUAUUGACUGUAUUUAUUGGUUUCUACGAAGUGCAUCAUAUUUCACCAAAAAAACACGCGCCAAGACCUGGACCUUCGUCGCGUAAGAGUCUUGUUGAACUUAGCGAAGGGCUAGGUUAUCGAGUCUAGCCUCCGGUUCCAAUUUCUGCUGAAACACAGACGGUGUGGCUCCGUGAUGCAAUUGCGAUGAUCUAGAGAGCUCCGGCAAGUUGUUCGAGUCCUGUAAUCAUUUGAAUUAUACGCGCGACGGCACGCAAGCGCUAGCAUCUAGCGACUCAAAACAGACUCCAAUUACCGAGGCGAGGUCACCAGCGAUGACCACCUCAGAUAGCGGGCAUGCCUCAGAAGGCAUUGUUAAGGAUGUGGGAAAUAAAGCGGUCCAACCAAAAUCUAGAAACACAAAUAUUUUCCGAUGGACGCUCGGAUUGGUGGUGCGGCUUUGUAUCUGGUAUAUAUUGCUCACCCCAUUUUUCCGAUGCCCGGCUCAACUAUCGGAUUUGAACGAGUCCUCUCCGCGAGUCUGCAAGCCGUAUCUCGUCGCCAGAUCCUAUGUUGAGCCCCACCUUCUUCCAUACUACAACACUUACGGCGCGCCUUACAUUGAGAAAGCCCGUCCGUAUGUGGUGGUUCUCAAUGAGAAGGUUUAUACUCCUGCCGCGGAUGCCGCUAAGCUUGGCUAUGAUAAAUAUGGUGCACCUGCUUUGGACCAGGCUUAUGCUUACGGAUCCAAGCAGUGGGAAAAGCAAGUUGCGCCUCUUCUACAAUCCGCAAAGGAUGGUGCGAGCGAGUUGUAUGAUGCCGAGGUAGCACCUCAAGUCCGAAGGGUCACGGCAGCGGUGUCGCCUUACUAUCAGAAGGCGAACUCCGCCUUUGAGACAACAUGCGUUGGUUAUAUUCAACCUUUCCUUGCUCGGACAAGACCCUUCAUUGGAAAGACAUAUACCUCUGGUCAGAAUGUUCUAACAACUACGGUCAUGCCCUAUGCUCAAACGUCAUGGUCAUCCGUUAUCUAUUUUGUGAACAGCUGGCUGUGGCCACAAGUUACCGGUCUUUACUCCGAAAAUGUUGAACCUCAAUUAGUCAAAAUCGGGCAGAGGCUAGCCAGCUAUCGUGAGGGAAAGCAGCUGCGCAAGGUUGUGGAUGAGGUCAACAACUCUUCGGAACGACAGGCUAGUGUUGUUCCCACAUCAUCAGAAGCCAGCAAAACCGAAUCAUCUUCCACAACUUCUACAACUGUGGUUGCAUCCACAUCUCGCGCAUUGUCCCCUACAGAAUUGGCAGCACAAACUCGGGAGAAGAUCGAGUCAGACCUGCGGACCUGGCAGGAAAAGUUUUCAGUGGCUGCUGAUAAGGGUAUCGAAGAUCUUGAAGAGCGCCUAUACGAGCUUGCCGGGGAUUAUGUAAAUGGCGGGGCCAAGUAUCAUGGGGAGAGCCUUGUAACGGCUCUGGGAACCGCUGUGGAACACGAGCUCUCGGCUGUCAAGCUUCGUAUAAGCGAGUUGACUGAGGCUUUGCCUAAUGAAUAUUCUCCCGCGGAGCAAACGGCGCAAAGUGAACUUCUUAAGGACAUCAGACAAGCCGCAGUCAUCAUUAGGGAUCGCGCUCAUGCUAUCCGAGAAUGGCACAAUUCAUUUGAUCAGGAAUUAGUGCACCGUGUCUCUGCCACAGUAAAUUCUACCCUAGAUGUGCUUGACAGUGUGCGUGACCUGGGGCUUCAGGAAAUAGGGAUGCGCUGGGCUUGGAUGGAUGGUGUUACCUACAAAGAUUGGGCAAGGUAUCAUGCACUGAAAGCACAGUUUGAAGAUUGGAAGGGUAAAUUCCGGGAGGUUGGCAUGCGUCAUCCAAAAUUGGAAGAUGCCAGGGCACUCUCAGAUGAUAUCUUAUCUCGUGGAAUGGAUACCGCCGAAGCUGCCGCGAAAGAGCUUUCCAGGCUGAAAGAUGUCGGUAGAUGGAAGAUUGCGGCUCGGGAAGUAAGUGACAACUUCGAUACUAGGUCCGGCCCUCCUCCACGACGGCCAAUGCCUAGUGAGCCGACUAAACCCGCUCCCCAAGAGCAUACCCUAGAUACAGACUCUGCAUAUCACGAAGCUUCAAUGCAGCAUGAAGCCGGCAACGCUAGCUCAGCAGCACAGGGUAUUGCGGAAUCCGAAGACCAAGCGCUGGGCCUUGACGAUGCACCUAUAGCACAUGACCAAGUCACGUCGGAGGGCGAGGAAUCUUCAAGCGAAGAACUGGAGCCAUCUGAUGCUCGUGCGGAAUCUGAUAGUCAUAUAGAGACCGACCCACUCACAGCCCAGCAAACUGGCAGGGAGGAAGACACCACGAGAUCCACCUGGGGCGUAGCUGCAGCUGAAGCUAUGUCGAAACAAGGCGGAGCCGAAUUCGAGGAAGUUCCCGAGAAUAUUCACAGUGCCUUAAAUCGUGCUCGUGAAAACUAUGCGGGAGCUGAAAGAUCAGCUGGAGCGGGAUCAUCUAAGUCACUUGAGCAGGUGGCUCGCGACCAACUCGAUGACACCGACAACCUUCAUAAGCCGCAAGCACCAAGCCCUUCCAGCGCUCAUUAUGAAGCUAUUGAAAACCUCGUCUCCGAGCUGCUCGCCGGCAAAGACCCUUCUUUUGCCCAGGACGUGAUGGACAAACUACACGCUAUUUAUGGAACCACGCAAUCCGAAGCACAGAGAGAUUAUGUUGCAAACGAUAGGACGGCUUCCAUUCCAUCCUCAUCGGCUACUAGCAUGCCCGUUGGUGAAGACUCUGUAAGGGAUAACUUUGAACAACCUGAAGGUUUUACACCUGUUGCGGAGUCUGCCACUAGCAGCGAUGCUUACACCCCAAGCGAGCCUGCUUUUCCUUUGGAAAGCACAGAGGAACAGCACACAAGGACUGCUACCAACGAAGGCGACUUCAUUCUGGACACCACCGAGACUGCUGCAUAUAGUAUGCAGAACUCGGGCGACAGCCUUGAAGAGACACCUGUUAGAGACGAUCUAUGAUCCAGAAGAUACGCAAAGUUUGCUUGCUGCGAACCCAAAUUCCGUGUGGAUUGGAGAAUAUAUGGUUCGGUGCAACGCGAUACACUCAUGAAUGAUAUCCCCCUCUUUUAUUCAUUCCCACUAGCUUGAUUAUCCUAUCAGAUUGAUCAUGACCUUAAUUAUUCCCCACAUAGUUUUCUGCGAGUAUGUUUCGGUACAUUAUAUUGCUGAUUUUUUUUAUGUUUGCGUAUACUCCUGCAGCCUAAUGAUUGUUGUAUGCACUAGCACACCAGUGGAUUUGUAAGUCUAUAUAUGUGCACAUCAUUAUCGUACAUUCAUGUGAGAACGUAAUUCAACACAUUU
Aspergillus caelatus is the source of this 3467-nucleotide messenger RNA. RefSeq lists its product as uncharacterized. Lineage: Eukaryota; Fungi; Ascomycota; Eurotiomycetes; Eurotiales; Aspergillaceae. The transcript is spliced from 3 exons. The coding region runs from base 447 to 3125 and encodes 892 amino acids. The record is from RefSeq and is a predicted model, not a curated record. Gene Ontology annotation, biological process: protein transport.